CUUUGCAGCAGCUACUGGAACCUCGCCUGGCCUGGUAGCUGCAGUUAGAUCUGACUCGUAGCAGCAGCCCAGGAACAGAAGAAAGCAGGUGAAAGGAGUCAGUUUCGAACACUGUUUUGCAGGCAUACAGAACUGAAAACAACGGAAGUGGUAGCAAAAAGAUGGAAAAUAGCAUAACCACAAUUUCCCGUGAAGAACUGGAAGAAUUAAAAGAAGCAUUCAGUAAAAUAGAUAUAGACAACAGUGGAUAUGUCAGUGAUUAUGAACUUCAAGACCUUUUCAAAGAAGCAAGCGUUCCUCUGCCUGGAUACAAAAUACGAGAAAUUGUAGAAAAAAUUAUAGCUGUUACAGAUAACAACAAAGAUGGCAAAAUCAACUUUGAAGAAUUUGUAACAGUUAUCCAAGAAUUAAAAAGUAAUGAUAUUAGCAAAACAUUCCGAAAAUCAAUAAACAAAAAAAAGGGAAUUACUGCAAUUGGAGGAACAUCCCCCAUUUCCAGUGAGGGGACCCAGCACUCUUACUCAGAGGAAGAAAAGGUUGCUUUUGUUAACUGGAUAAAUAAAGCUCUGCAAGCCGACCCUGACUGUAAACAUCUUCUCCCCAUGGAUCCAACAGAUGGCAGUCUUUUUAAGUCACUUGCUGAUGGCAUCCUCCUUUGCAAAAUGAUAAACUUAUCCCAACCAGAUACAAUUGAUGAAAGAGUCAUUAAUAAGAAGAAGCUUACUCCAUUUACUAUCUCUGAAAAUCUAGAUCUUGCACUGAAUUCUGCAUCAGCUAUUGGUUGUACAGUAGUGAAUAUUGGAUCACAAGAUCUAAAAGAAGGGAAACCGCAUUUGGUAUUAGGACUGUUGUGGCAAAUUAUUAAGGUUGGGCUUUUUGCAGAUAUAGAAAUCUCCAGAAAUGAAGCUCUUAUUGGUUUACUAAGCGAUGGUGAAGAAUUAGAACAAUUAAUUAAACUAUCUCCAGAAGACCUCCUGCUGCGCUGGGUUAACUACCAUUUGGACAAUGCUGAAUCGAAGAGAAUAAAUAACUUUAGUCAAGAUAUAAAGGAUUCAAAAGCGUACUACCACCUGCUUAAGCAAAUUGCACCUAAAGGAGACAGCAGUGAGGAGACUGCCAUUGACAUAGAUCUUUCAGGUUUCAAUGAGAACAGUGAUCUGAAGAGGGCUGAAUAUAUGCUUCAACAAGCAGAGAAACUGGGCUGCAAACAGUUUGUGACUCCAGCAGAUGUAGUUGCAGGCAACCCUAAACUUAACAUGGCUUUUGUUGCAAAUCUCUUUAACACAUAUCCUGCCCUGCACAAGCCUGAAAGCACUUCUUAUGAUGUCAAUUUGUUAGAAGGAGAAAGUAAGGAAGAAAGGACAUUCCGAAACUGGAUGAACUCUUUGGGUGUAAGCCCUUAUAUUAACCACUUGUACAGUGACCUUGCUGAUGCGUUAGUAAUCUUCCAGCUCUAUGAAAUGAUACGUGUACCAGUUCAGUGGAAUCAUGUGAACAAACCACCGUAUCCUGCACUUGGAGGAAACAUGAAAAAGAUUGAAAACUGUAACUAUGCAGUGGAACUGGGAAAGACAAAAGCCAGAUUUUCCUUAGUUGGCAUUGGUGGACAGGACCUCAACGAAGGCCACCCAACACUGACAUUGGCACUAGUGUGGCAGUUAAUGAGAAGGUACACUUUGAAUGUACUGUCAGACAUUGGAGAGGGAGAGAAAAUGAAAAUAAAUGAUGAAACUAUUAUUAAAUGGGUGAAUCAAACUCUUGCUAAUUCAAACAAGAGCACUACAAUAACUAGCUUCAAGGAUAAAUCUAUUAGCACCAGUUUACCUGUGAUAGAUUUAAUAGAUGCAAUCGCACCAAAAGCUAUUCAUCCAGAAAUGGUCAAGAGAGAAAAUCAUUCUGAAACAGACAAGCUGAAUAACGCUAAAUAUGCUAUUUCAGUUGCUCGAAAAAUCGGUGCUUGUAUAUAUGCCCUACCGGAUGACUUAGUAGAAGUGAAGCCAAAAAUGGUUAUGACAGUAUUUGCAUGCUUGAUGGCAAGAGGACUGAACAGAAUAAAAUAAAGAUUACUUUUUUCACAUUUUCUGCCAUGAUCAACAUAAUGAAUGCCUCACUGUUUACAGACUAAUUACAUUAAGUAGCUGUAAAACCAGAGAUAAUUUAUAUGCACAAAUGUGAAAAUGUAUAGAGAGAUUAUUUACCUAACUCAAUUGUUUAUACUUAAGGUUUCAUCUGGAAAAAAUUUGUAUUAUGUUAGUAAUUUGUGAGGUAAAAUUGUAAAGCAGUAAUCAUCAUGUUAAGAUUACUGCACGGCUGGAUCAACAUUUUUUUGAAGGGGGGAAAAAGUACAAAAUGAUGCCCCCAUAUGUAAUCAACAUAUAUGAUAUACAUGUGUAAUCAUCAUCUCUGUUAAACAAUAGAAUAAACUGUGUUGACCUGUAUGAUCACAACUCAUACCAGAGCAGUAGGAACUGCAAGGUAGGUGCAACCACAACAGAAAGGACAGAAAGGACAGGCACCCUGGAGACUGGAAAGCUAGAAAUACAUGACCGGAGAAUGCAGUGAAACAUGAUGUUACCUAUAAUAAACAGCAUAAUAAAAAUGUACAUAAAAUCAGAGAAUAAUGGGGGGGGGGGGGGAAGCAUAAUAUGAAUACUUCUCUUAAUCCUGCUGGCGUCAAUGUUAUAUUUAUAUUAUGGGAAUGCCUUUCUGAACAAUUACACUUUAUGCACCUUGAUUCCUCCUCCCACCCACCCCAUUGGGUAAACCUUGAAGGAGCCAGCUCUCCAGAAACAUGCCCAGCAAAGACCAGGGGACUGGAACCACUUCCAAACUGGAGGAAGUCCGUGACUGAACAGCAGAGAAAGCGGAGCCAACUCCUAAGAUCCAGGCAGCACUGGAAUUCUGCAGGGGUGGGUUCAACCUUCUGCCUGAAGAAGUAAGAUUCUCCUCCUCUCAUGUGAUGGUGUUGAAAAGUCCUCGUCUGACUGUGACCCUGAGACCCUGGCCAAGCACAGUUCAGUUCAGACAUCCCAGGAAGACUUCACACUGCGGUCUCUUUUUAAGAAAUCAAACACACUGAAGGCAAUAGCUUACUGGCUCCCAUUACCUGAUCAGUGGCUGUUGCUUCUUCUGUCACCACUACCUUUUUGCUUGCUGUUUGGAACAGCUGCUACCUUCACUUCUCCUAGUUCCAAAUAGCAUGUAGACUGUUUUUUAGUGCACAAAUCAUCAUGAUUUUACAAUGCUAUUUUAGAAGCUGCUGGGAAAUUAAGAUUUUAUCUCUGUACAUACUAACCCAUGGCCUUAUGAAUGAAAGGUCUUGAAAGUCUGAUUUCAUUCCGCCGCUAUUACGUUAAUUCAAAUCCCCAAAGGUCAAAGUCCAUGCCUUAUAAUAAAGGACUGCCAAAUUCUUAUCAACAUUAUGGCUUCAAACCUGGUUUAAUUAAAUUAACCAACUAAAGUGUUAGCUUAUUGAUCAGCAGUACCUCAUUUUAGCUGGCAAAGAUGAAUUUCAUGUGAUGGACUUGCUUGCAAAAUUUUAGGGUAUUUUUAUUUUAUUAUACUGCAGUACUAGGAAAUGAAAAAGAGAAUACUAAAGAUGGCCUUGCAGCAAUUAGAAUUAGAGCGGCCGAAACCUGCAUGCUAUUCCUGAUUAAAAGACUGGGACUGGAUCAUGGGUAUCUGAACUCCCUGAGUUCAGUCCCGCUCCUUUCAAGCAUGAAUUCUCUAAUUUGUUCCUGCCUAGCCUUAUCCAUGGUUAAUAAUAGGCUCUUCUACAUUUUCAUUUUCCUUGUUUGUGUGUCCCUAUCAUUUUGUGUGUGUUUUUUCCCUUUAGUGGUUUGUUUGAUAUUACAUCUUUACGUCCAGGAUAUUUUCCUGAAGUUUACAAUGUAAUAUUGAAUCGACCACUGGAGGGAGCAAAAUGCACACAGAAAACAAAACGAACCCCAACUCAAUUGUUAACUUCUGUUAACUAUCAUUAAUAUCAACCAAUGUUUUUUUGUUAAAAUCAAGAUUGGAAAUGAGGGUAAGAAGUUGGCUUUUAAAGAUGCUAGUGUUAAUAUAAGAGACUGAACACCACUGAAACUUAUGAGACAGGGCAGUUCCCACUUUAGAGAAGAGACGCUUGAGGAGGGAUAAGCUAACCCAUAGACUGCCUCUAUCUUUUAACUUUCAGGAAUAGGCUACAUUCCUGAACUAGCUCCUAAGAGGGUAGCUGUAGUUUAGUAAAUCAUAUAUUAACUUUUAUUUUUAGCAUACAUGCACAAAAAGUAUUGAGGAUAGUUUGCAAAUGUAUUUAUAUUUAAUAAAUUAAUAUUUGAUUCGUCCAAAAAUUAUUGUUGGUAACCCGGCUAUUAAAACAAGAAUUUGCAAUUUUCUCAAAUUAAUUGUCUUGAAUCUGGCUAUGUCCUCUUCUAGAAUUUUUUUUUGUAUUGAUUUUCUGCAAUAUAGAACUUCUUGAAUGUAUUUUGAUUUUUUUUAAAAAAAACUAUAAUAGUUUUUUCUUUGAACAAUCACAAUGUUUAUAGAGUGUGGUCUAGAAUAAGCCUAAAUAAACACAAGUUGAAGAAUGGUAACAUGACAAAGUUUAUGUAGUAAACCUUGCAAUAAGUGUAAAUAACUGACUCUUAAAAUUAUUACACUGAAAAGCAAUAAAGCAAGAUAGCAAGUUCA
This is a messenger RNA of Sphaerodactylus townsendi, 4674 nucleotides long. RefSeq names its product plastin 1 (gene PLS1). Gene Ontology annotation, molecular function: actin filament binding; calcium ion binding. Gene Ontology annotation, cellular component: actin filament bundle; actin filament; cytoplasm. The transcript is spliced from 16 exons. Gene Ontology annotation, biological process: actin filament network formation; actin filament bundle assembly. NCBI's taxonomy places the organism in Eukaryota, Metazoa, Chordata, Lepidosauria, Squamata, Sphaerodactylidae. The record is from RefSeq and is a predicted model, not a curated record. The coding region runs from base 162 to 2060 and encodes 632 amino acids.